GGGGCGGGGCCAGGCUCUCACUCCUUCCAGUGGCUGUCGGGCUGCGAUCUCGGGGCGGACGGGCGCCUCCUCCGAGGCUACGAGCAGUUUGCCUAUGAUGGCGCGGAUUACAUCGCGCUGAACGAGGACCUGAGCUCCUGGACCGCGGCCAGCACGGGGGCUCAGGUCACCCGGAGCCGGUGGGAGGCCUCGGGCGAUGCGAAGCACUACAGGGCCUACCUGGAGGGAGAGUGCGUGGAGUGGCUGCGCAGGUACCUGGAGGAAGGAAAGGAGACGCUGAAUCGCACAGGUACGGGGGCCGCGGGGAGCCCGAGGGUUUGCGGAGGAAAAGGGCAUCUCCCCAGCACUGUC
This is a messenger RNA of Fukomys damarensis (Damara mole-rat), 351 nucleotides long. Its product is annotated as H-2 class I histocompatibility antigen, K-D alpha chain-like. Gene Ontology annotation, cellular component: external side of plasma membrane. Gene Ontology annotation, biological process: antigen processing and presentation of endogenous peptide antigen via MHC class Ib; positive regulation of T cell mediated cytotoxicity; antigen processing and presentation of endogenous peptide antigen via MHC class I via ER pathway, TAP-independent. The transcript has a single exon. The annotation marks the transcript as partial. Lineage: Eukaryota; Metazoa; Chordata; Mammalia; Rodentia; Bathyergidae. Gene Ontology annotation, molecular function: peptide antigen binding; signaling receptor binding. The record is from RefSeq and is a predicted model, not a curated record.